GUUCAGAGUUUUACUUGGACCUUUGGAUUUCUCUACUGGGUUGUGCAAUUCAAAAGCCAUAGAUGCUGGCCCGUCAGCUGGACGGAGGCCAUUUGUAUGCUUUGAUUGGCCUGUGUCGCACCUCCAAUAUUUGAAAACGGAUUUCAAAACUUUUGGAAUCAAGUUUAUCCGGCAUUUUGUAAUACCUGUCUUUCUUCUUUGCUUCAAACAACUUCAAAUUAGAUGCCAAUAUUUAAAUAGCAGGAAUGUUUGCCUUUAAAAAAAAAAAAAAACUCAAAAACUUUCUUGCCUCAGUUGGGGAGCCUGAAGAGCCUGGCAAAAAUUUUUAGGUCCCCCAAGGGCCAGCUUAGGCUGUGGGGGCCAUCCAGGGCCGCUCUGGGAGCUGCCUAUCUAUUCUCUUUGGCUAUGUAUUACCUGCACUAAGGCCCUGGAAUCAUUAUCACCAGCUCCCAGACAUCCACUUUAGCCUGGUCCUCUGUCUAUGAGGACAGCCUACAGCAUUCCCCAUACAGGAUGGAUUCUCUGAAGGGAUAAUGGAAAUGUCUAGAAGGUUGAAUGAUGUCACAGGGCAGAUUUCCGGCCUCACUCUGUCAACUCUUGACGGUUCAUAUUUCCCGAGUGUGUCUGAGUGACUCAGAGAGGGCUGGGGACCAUUGCUGGGGUCCCCAGCCACCUACCCACAGCACCUUAUACUCUGCCUUGUUCUUGGUUCAUUAAGUGGCUUCCUGGCAGAUUCGGGCUUCAAUUUGGGUUUUUAGGCUUAAGACUAUACGGCAAUUGCUGAGAGCCAAUUAUAAAAUGCCAGAAAGCUUUCAGUACGCUGUGUUCUCCACAGCCACGGGGCAGGGGUUUAGCGGAAAGAAGCCCCGGGUUCAGACCCAGCCCAUCACGAAUCGGCUGUAUCUGAUGCCUCUCUGGGCUUCGCUGUACUGACCUGUGACCAGAGCCUCGUGGGAGCAUGAGUAACUGCUCAGCCCCCCGUUGGUGUACUCCAGGUACCAUGAGCACAGGGGGCCCCAGCUUCCUCAGCCCUCCAACCUUCCUCAUGACUCCGACCACUUCUGGGACCUACACCCCGGCUGCUGACCCUGUGCCGGUUCUCCUCGCCCUGGCCUGCAUUUUUCUGCUGUUGGCCUCUUGCCUGCUCUUCAUGAUGCUGUGUAAGCCCGCGGCGCUGGACCCUGGUCGUCAAGGGGCCCGGGAGUGCAUGCCGCAUCACCCGGUAAGCCCCAGUGAGCCCAGGCUCCGGCUCUGGAAGCGCCUGGGCUCGCUACGCCGUUCUCUGCACAGCUUCCGGCGAGGCAGGCCUGCUGUCCAGCAGUGUCCCCCGCCGCCACCACCGCCGCCGCCGGGCCUUGAUGACCACCGAGGUGACUGUGACUUCACUGAAGCCACCAAGAUGUGAUACAGUGCUCAUCCCCGCACAGGCUCACCUAAGACCAUCCUAUCUCCGAUGGAGCCUGGCCUCACAGACUGUAGGGCAGUGAUGCCCUGGACCCCAUAUCACCCCGGUAUUUCCCUGUGUGUCCAGCCCUUGUUCUUUCCCAGGAGACUCUGGCGGCCCCUGCUUCUGCUUACUAACAGACCCUUGGCUCAAAACACCCACCGGCCUCUAGACCUUUACUCUGCGGCCCCGAGGUAUAACUUGGGGCAUCACAGCUUUUUUGGAAGCUAGGUAUCUACUGAUCCCAGGAAUAGCCCUCUUUGCCCCUCCAGAAGCCUUGCUCAUCUUCUAAAGGCCCAGCUUAGAGCAGCUGCUAAAAGGUUCAGAUACCUCAACCAAGUGGGAUGUUUGCCUACCCUGGGUCUACACUAGCCUGCAUAUCUGUGCUAACCUAGUACUCCAGAGAAAGGGACCCAGGGAUCCUUUUCUUGACUUUCCUGCCCCUUCUUGUGGAUCUGGUUGGUUACCAGAUAGGGGCCUGGCAAGUAUCAAAUCGUGAACCUGGGGACCUCCUUUGUGGCCUCCUGUCAAGACAGAUUGGGAGGGCCUGAAGACAUUAGCCUACAGAAGUUUCCUAUAUGCUGAGUGUGGGAGUUCACACUUGUAAUCCCAGUAUGCAAACAGGCUGAGGCAGGAGGAUUGCUCAAGGUAGCCUGGCUACAAUGUGAAAUCCUAAUUCAAAUGAAAUCAAAACAAGUUGGACAGAUAAAAAAGAGGCUGUUGUCCAAGGCUAGGUGGAGGCUGAAUCACUGGGGUAGGAGGCUGGCCACUGCCAGUACCGGAGAGGAUGCUGUCUGGACUCCGAGGCUGGCACCAUGUCUCACUAGGAAAGAGGUGACCUCCUCUCAGAUAGCAUGGACCAGACCUCUCAGGACAGCGGUAGAAUCAAGACUAGCUGGCACUAGCUGUAUUCUCUGUUAUGGCAACAGCUUCAUCAAAUGACCCGUGGAAGCCGGCCCACUGCAGUGUGGUGUGGGCUGCUGGGAAUCCCAGCCUUCUGUCCCAUCUCCCACGGCCAAGGCCUUCUGCUGUGCCUCAGACUUGAAGAAUGGGCAGAGGGAACCUAAGAUGCUUAGGUCCUGUUCCAGAGUCAAGUGCCCUGGGACCCCAUCCCAGGGCUGCCCACCCCAGCCUGCUAUAACCCAGAGUAAAGUCACCCAAUAUUCCCCAAGACUAAGCUCUGGUUUUGCCAUUCCCUAGAUCCAGAGCCCUCACUGGCUCCCUUUGCCCACUGGAUGUACCCCCUCCAUGGUAUGCAGUGGGAUCUAGGCAGUAGAUCUGUCUAGCCUCAUCCUGGCCAGACACUUGAGGCAACUGAACAACGUGCCCUCCCUGUCUACGGUCUAAGUUUUGCUGGCACCUGCACUGUGAGGCCUUCUUUGUCUCACAACAGAACUGCCCUUCCGUCUGGAGCUCCUCCGGUCUCUCGUCUGUCUCAGGGAGGCCAGCAGCAUGCACAGUCUUGCCUGUCUUCUUUCCUACAAGCCUGGGAGCUACGGGGAGCUGUGUCUUGUCCCAGUACUCACUGCAUCCCCAAGGCAGCAGGCAUCUGCUGUGAGCCUGACCCACACUGACUACCUAGCGUCCCCGGUGAGAACCCUAAAGGAAGGUGGCUCUCCCAGCAUGGGCUCUCCAAG
Messenger RNA from Peromyscus maniculatus bairdii (prairie deer mouse), 3081 nucleotides. Lineage: Eukaryota; Metazoa; Chordata; Mammalia; Rodentia; Cricetidae. The record is from RefSeq and is a predicted model, not a curated record.